This is a messenger RNA of Osmerus eperlanus (European smelt), 2839 nucleotides long. It is a transcript of the gene cep83, whose product is annotated as centrosomal protein 83. Gene Ontology annotation, cellular component: ciliary transition fiber; centriole; centrosome. Bases 125 to 2272 code for a protein of 715 amino acids. The record is from RefSeq and is a predicted model, not a curated record. Gene Ontology annotation, biological process: establishment of centrosome localization; cilium assembly. The transcript has 16 exons. Lineage: Eukaryota; Metazoa; Chordata; Actinopteri; Osmeriformes; Osmeridae.
GGGGCGCAUCUGUGUUUCGACGUCACCAGAAGAAGAAGGUAUUUCCCGUCAUCCCCCGCGCACUUGUAGUUCGGAUUAGCUCCAGUCGGUAGCAAUAAGUCAAGGAGUUUCCGACAGGUGUGAGAUGAACGCCCUUGCCCAGUCCGCCCUCCUGCUCCCCAGCCUGGACAGUGGGGUGGGGAAGCCUGCAGGGCUGGGGGGCUCAGAGAUGGAGCUCCAGAAGAUGCUGAUUGAUGAGAGGAUGAGGUGUGAAAACCACAAGACCAAUUACCAGGCCCUGAAGGCUGAACACACCAGGCUGCAGGAUGAGUUUACACGGGGGCAGAGUGAACUGAAGCGUCUGCUGAGUGACAAGCAGGCGAGCCAGGAGAGGCUGCAGCUGCUCCUGGCCGAGCUGAGAGGAGAACUGCUGGACAAGACCAGGGAGCUGGAAGAGCUGCGUGUACAGGUGCUGACCCCUCAGAGGUUGGAGCUGUUGAGAGCUCAGGUGCAGCAGGAGAUGGAAGCUCCAGUCAGAGAACGCUUCAACAGGCUAGAGGAGGAGACUGAGAAGUACAGGUCCGAGUACAACAAGCUGAGGUAUGACUACACCUUCCUUAGGUCUGAGUUUGACCACCAGAGGGAGGAGAGCGCUCGCAUCCUGGAAGAGACCAAGAUCCGCUUUGACGCUGAGGUAUCAGGGCUGGAGCGUGACAGGGAGGACCUGGUGGCCCAGGUCCAGGGUCCGGACCCGUCUCGUGAUGGGAAGCGGGUGGAGGUGCUGCUGAGAGACAAGGCCCAGCUCCACCUGAGGAUGAAGGGCCUGGAGGCCGAGGUGGCCGAGCUCCGCGCCCAGAGAGACAACUCUGGCCAACAGGCUGAAAACGUGCAGCGAAUCCAGGUCCGCCAGCUAUGCGAGUCCCAGGCUGCGGUCAAGGCCCUGGAGGCGGAGAGGCAGUCUCUGCGUCUGCAGCUGGAGCGUCUGGAGAGCGAGCUGCAGCUCAGCCACGAGCAGAACACCCUGCUGACCUCACGACUCCACAAGGCAGAGCGAGAGGUCAACUCCCUCACCAGCCAGGUGGAGGGCAUGAGACACUCUCACAAGCUGGAUGUGUCCAACGUGAAGCUGGAGUGUGCCCGGGCGAGAGGGGAGGUGGAGAGAGAGAGAGACGCCCUGCAGGGACAGAUGGAGGGGCUGCAGUCUGAUGUGGAGGUGUUGAAGGGGACGGUGGAGCGACAGAAGGAGCUGCAGGUGGAGAGAGAGAGGGAGGCGGUCAGGAGGGUGCAGGCCGCCAGGGAGGAGGAGUUCCACAAAACUGCAGCUCUACACGAGGAGAAGUUGGAGCUGGAGAAUCGCUUGGCCGAGCUGGAACAGCAGAGGGCGCUGCAGGAAGCUUCUGAGCGCGCCCUGAAGGAGGAGUGGGAGGAGCGUCUCCGUGGCGCCCAGCAGGGGGAGGAGUCAGUCCGUAAGGAAGUGCAGAGCCUGAGGACCAGGCUGCAGCAGCAGGCAUCUCAGCUGGAGGAGCAGGAGAGACUGAGGAGUGAGAACACUGACCUCAGACAGCAGAACCAGGACCUGGAGGUGCAGCUGACCACGCUGGCCCACAGCGAGGGAGAGCUCCAGGAGGGCAGCCAGCGCCUCAGGGACACCCUGGAGAGGGUCCGCGAGGAGCUGCGUAACGCCCGGAGCCAGGCUGAGAGGAGCCAGCACGAGGCUGAGAGGCUGGUUGAGGAGCGCAGGGUGGAGUGGUUGGAGGAGAAACACAAGCUUCAGGAGCGGGAGGCGGAGCUGCAGGAGAAGUACAGCCAGGCCAAGGAGAAGCUGCAGAGGGCAGCUCUGGCCCAGAAGAAGAGGAAGACUCUGACAGAGAACAAGGAGAAGAGGUAUCAGGAUAAGAUCCAGCUGCUGGAGGCCAAGAUGGCAGAGCUGGAACUGCUGACCAGCACAGCCACCAAGCGUCCGUCGUACUCCGAGGAGCAUGCGGCGCUCAACCGCCGUCUGAAGGAGCUCCAGCGAAGACACGGGGAAUUCCAUCGCCUUUUAUUGGGCAACCAGAUGACCUCCACCCCCGGCCCCACCCUCCUGACCUCCACCCACGGCCCCGUCCUCAUCCCAGGUUCCGAGGAGACCUUUCUCAGCCUCCAGGAGGAGCAGCACCAGAGAGACCUGUGUCUGCUGCGCCGCAGGCUGGAGGAGCUGGAGUGCAGCCAGCAGCAGCAGCUGGAGGACAUGGAGGCCACGGAGAGAAGAGACAGGAGCCCAGGACCGUCAGAGCCACACCUUGAACUCUGACCCCUGACCCCUGAGAAGAGACAGGAGCCCAGGACCGUCAGAGCCACACCUUGAACUCUGACCCCUGACCCCUGAGAAGAGACAGGAGCCCAGGACCGUCAGAGCCACACCUUGAACUCUGACCCCUGAGAAGAGACAGGAGCCCAGGACUGCCAGAGCCACACCUUGAACUCUGACCCCUGAGAAGAGACAGGAGCCCAGGACUGCCAGAGCCACACCUUGAACUCUGACCCCUGACCUGCUGACCCCCAGGCUUUAUAUCACGGAUUGGCAUUGGGGGUUAUUCCUCGCCUCCAAACUAAGAUUUGAUGUUUCUUGAUUUUAAUGUAAUCACUGACAUUAACUUUAUUCUAUUUUUAUUAGUUUUAUUGGCACAUGCAUUACAUCAGCACACAGGAAAUUGUUUUGUAGAUGUUUACAUGUAUUUGUCAAUGUCUUUGUCUGAAAUCGAUAUGAUGGACAAACAGUGUCUUACUCAGGUUUUAAAAUGGCUUUCGAAAGGAUGUUUGUAUCAAAUGUGUUAUCAUAUUAAUGGGGUGAGACUUAAACAAUGGUUUUACUACAGUU